Molecule: messenger RNA, 939 nt
Organism: Coccidioides immitis RS
Lineage: Eukaryota; Fungi; Ascomycota; Eurotiomycetes; Onygenales; Onygenaceae
Exons: 3
Coding region: 1-939 (312 amino acids)
Source: RefSeq, a predicted model, not a curated record
AUGAACAAUCCAAAGCACAUCCCAGACGCAUGGGAUGAUGAUUGGGAGGAACAAGUUGAUAACAAAACUCAAGACUCCCCAGCUCCCACACCCGCUCCCCAGCAAGAAUCAGGAAAGAAGAUCUCUUCAAGAGCCAAAAAGGCACAACUACGCGCCCAACAUGCAGAGUUCAAUCGGCAGCUCUGGGCGGAGGCCGAAGCAGAAGCCGGAUCCAACCAAAUGUCCCACUACCUCGAAUCCCGCUCCAAAGUUCCUCUCAAAUCCGAAUACAAGCCAACGGUCAAAGUCCUCAGUCGCAAUCCUCAAUCCUCCCCUGGUCUCAGCGCUGCAACCGCAGGACUACAAAGAGUGACGAUCUCGCCUCGUCCCACCACUGGCAAUAACGACAAUGCAAACGAGAUCGAAGACGAAGACAACUCUGAUGAGGAAACCAAACAGCCGAAGGAACUCACCCCGGAAGAACGCCUGGCGAUAGCCCAGCGCGAAAGGGAAGAAAAGCAACGCAAGUAUGAAGAAGUUCGGGAACGUCUGUUUGGAAGCUCCAAUGCCGGGUCCGGCGCGUCAUCGCCGGGUAGCACGACGCCGCCGCGGCAACAGCAGCAGCCGCAGCAUACUAGCGGAGAAAAUAAAUGGAAGGGAAAGGCUCGAUCAAAUGGAGCUAAUAGAGAUAGAGGCGAGAGGAGGGAUUCGUCUUCUAGAUCCGCGAGAGGCAGACAGCUGUACGAUCCGAACUACGUUCCUAAGCCAAAUUCGAAUCAUGGAAAGAGAAGGGAAACCAGACAGCAAUUUGGCGGCGGAGAAGAUUCAAGGCCGCGGUCUCAGCCCCAAUCACAGUCUCCUCAGCCUCAGAUGCCCAUUCGAAGUCCUAGGGGUCCCGAUGGGAGUGGACCUGGUGGAUUUGGUUUUGCCGAGCGAGGUAGUGGGGCUGCGCCUCGCUGA